Messenger RNA from Entrophospora sp. SA101, 120 nucleotides. NCBI's taxonomy places the organism in Eukaryota, Fungi, Glomeromycota, Glomeromycetes, Entrophosporales, Entrophosporaceae. The record is from the annotation of a GenBank genome assembly.
AUGGAAAAACAUCCUCCUUUUCCUCCUCGUCAGAAUGAACAACAUUUCUCUAAUCAUCUUUUCAUACUGCUUAUUGCUUCUAGAAUUCCAUCCGCAAUGAAAUGUUCAGCAAUGUGGUGA